Molecule: messenger RNA, 1461 nt
Organism: Melampsora larici-populina 98AG31
Lineage: Eukaryota; Fungi; Basidiomycota; Pucciniomycetes; Pucciniales; Melampsoraceae
Exons: 6
Coding region: 1-1461 (486 amino acids)
Source: RefSeq, a predicted model, not a curated record
AUGUUUGAGCAGGAGCGGCUUCAGGACCGAUUGAAGUUUGGAACUUCUGUCUUCCACGCAUACGCCCAUCGCUGGCCAUGUCAAUUGCAGUGGAAUCCAAGGAAAAACCAAGGCUGGGGUCGUUCCGACGGUGAAGGAUCUGAGCAAGUUUGGGCUGUACUGGACCCUUUAGUUAGCACGGAGAGGUACUCGACCAAACAGCAUUGCAUGGAUGCUAUUCACAUGCGAGCUGCUCACUUCCAUUCAAACCUUCGCCAUUCAGCUGUGGAUUCUUUGAAUCCCAAACGCAAGGACACAAUUAAACGUCUUGAGGAGGCGUCGCAAGCUCUCAACAACAUAGCUCUGACCCACCGCAACCGUGAUGUUACCUUCUUCAAGAAUAAGUGGGAAGAACAAAAAGCUAGGCAGCUAGAGGAGAUGACCGAGUCCAAGGCAGAAAAGAGGGAGCGCCUUGAAAUGAUGCUGGCUUUAGAGGAGGAGUUGGUUCAGGCGAGGACAGUACACCUUGCUUUGAGAUGUUGCAUCCACUUUUUGGUUAUAGCAAGAACGCAUGCUGAAAAGAAUGAACUGAUGUCAUUGCCGACAUUGGUGGCUGACAUAGAAGAGCAAACCAAAAACUUUGCGACCGCCCUUGGAGGUGAAGAGUUUCAAAACCUCGCUGGGGCUACUUGCAACCAAGAGAAUGCGGUCCUGUCCUUAGCUAUUGCAAGGGGGAACCUCUACGAAGCCAAAGUGGGCCUUGUGGAAGCAAGGCUGCGUCGGCACCGGCACUCUGGAGCCCGUCAACAACAAUACAUUGCAAAGCAUCUACGGAACAGAACCAGCAACGUCCGUGUCAAGUAUAAUACGUAUAAGAGGCAGGUAGAUAAAUAUGUAGAUGAUUAUCCAGACGCUAAUCCACCACAUUUGCCUGAGCUGGGUGAGAUCAUGACAAUGGAGAUGGAUGAUGAUUUCUGGAACCGCGGCGAAAUCAAACAGGAAGCUGGUGAAGAGGGUGAGAUAACUCGCUUAGGCAUCAACAGCUUCUUAACUCAGCGUAGUUCGCGAGAAGAGCUACGACGAAUUGCACGUGAAGCUCAUCAGAUGACAGCAUGGUCCAACAUGUACUAUGGUCGCAUAGUAUCCCUCAAACACAAAGUUGAUCAAGCUGUUGGAGCAGUCCAAGUUAUGCUGUUGUCACUUCAUAGCAUCGUGAAGAAACAGGCAUGCAACCUAUGGAAGAGAUGGGGCUUUGAUCUUCAAAAAGAACUUCAAGAAACAUCCACCUAUGUCAAUGUUGAUAAUGAUCAUUACAAGAAAAUGAAAGACGAUUUUGAGAAGGUAACUGAUUGGGCAGAGGAGGAGUGGAGAAUGCUGGCUGGGAAGCCAGCCUUACGUGCUGAGGAGCCAGACAUGUUUGAGCAAGAAGAAGACCUAUUAUAUGAACAGUUGUACGAAAAUUUUGGGGAACUCAGAGUAUAA